This is a messenger RNA of Monascus purpureus, 2973 nucleotides long. Lineage: Eukaryota; Fungi; Ascomycota; Eurotiomycetes; Eurotiales; Aspergillaceae. The record is from the annotation of a GenBank genome assembly.
AUGGCCAACUCUUCCCGGUCUAGACUGGCACGUCGGGCUUCCCUCAUGCGGCCCCGAAGGACAGCCCUGAGUACUAUAAUGGAGGACGCAUGGGAGAUGCAGCAUUCAGGGCUGGAUGGAGACGGAGCCUACGGUCUUCCUCUACCUUCGAAUACCUCACUCAGUCGCUUGGCUCCUUCGCUAUCACAAUGCCCGCCGGACGGGUUUGCCGAGCUAUAUGAUGCGACGGAGAGUGAGGGAGAGAGUGACGAUGACAUAUCCAGUCCUCGUACUCGAUCGACGAGUCUAACUGCAUCGAUCACACAGUCUUCCGUGAGCUCAGUGGGCAGUCGAAGGCAUUAUCCGAGUCUCCAGAUACCUACUACUGCGCCGCAACACGCAAGCGUCUCAAAGACCUCGCCUCUCCCGCCGAGUCCUCCACCGAAGAUACCUAUAUCUCCGGCAGCUCUCUCGAUUCUUGGGUCUUCGGUACCAGCUUUGAAUGCUCCUCCUUCCUUGGAUGGUAGUAUGUCUUCGGAUCAGAUGUCCAAUCUCACGGCACCUUCAACUCCGGAUAUGCAUGCGGCUCCCGAAAUCAGUCUUCCUCCGCUGGACGAGAAUGUCGAUGGAGACAAUGCCAAUCCCCGGGGAGACUGGCGAGCGUUGCUCGAAAGUUUCCCUCCAGUCCCUUCUUCAGAUGACUCUCAACCUACCAUUCCCUCUUCCGAACGUGUAGAGCCGCUGCAGGAUCUGACGCCAUCCGAGAGACCAUUAUUAUAUCUUCCCAAGAAUGCUCUGGAAAUGCUAAACCGCAUUCGCCCCGAUAUCACACCGGACCCUUUGACAGGAACGUCCGAGAAGCAUGUCGAAAUGUGGCAGAUUGAGUGUCCUCCUGGGCAUCCGGGAACAGCUGAUAUUGAUUCUCCUCUCUCAGAGUAUUCUGCUCCAAGCCUUACCAAUUUGAGUAUUCCAUCACCAGGUGGAUUCUUUGCCUCUCUCGAACCCAGAGCUCGUCGCGCGUGGUCCUUUCCCACCAAGAAAGAUCACCCAUCGACCGCUGACGCUGAGAGGUUUUACGACUUACCAUGGGACAGAAGCAACGGCGACAUCGUAGAGCAGGUUAUCGACUGCCCUGAGCGGUCAAAUACAGGCCAGCAGUUGACAGCAAUCUAUCGCCCAGAUGAGCCUCAAACUGCGUUCAGGAUGCCCCCUAUGUUCGAUCCCCAACCCGCUGGAGUUGUAAAAGGUGCACAAGCCGCCACUGCCGACAAUGCCGUCGUGGAUUCCGUGGAAUGGGAUGCCAUGUCGUGCGAAUAUGAUGAGAACUACGAGUCACGACUAAGGUAUCGUGCACUGGCUACCCUUGACUUGACAAGGCAGUGGCUUGCACAGCAGGUACUCCAUUGUGCCAGCCCAGGUGAAGCCGACCCGCAGGCUGAGAAUGAAGAGGAGGAUGCUAAGGCCGACUUAUUGGCAGGAGGGUCCUCACAAGGGUUUCCGGAGUCGGCCUCAAAACAGUCGAUUCACGCUGGCAAUACUCUUGAGACACUACCAGGUCCGCCAUCAUCACUCCCCGAUAUAAAGCACAGGAACUCGAUAUAUUUGCGAGGUCUUCGAUUUCUUUGCGAUCAUUCUAGCAACCUGGACCCUUUCCUGCACCGUGGCACUCGUUACGACGCUAUCCAAUCCGCCCGAUCUGCUCUAGUUGAUACGCAUAUCAACAGCUUGCUGGGAAGAUAUGUGCUAAUCCAGCAUGAGCGUCCACCCUAUAGGGGUCCUUUCUCGAAGUCUCCACGUCAAAAUACCGGUGAGUCGGUCGUCGCGGACAGAGCCCAGUUUUCCAACCUGUCCAAGGAGCAGUUCGUGCUUGCACAACUCCAAGAAGCAGUGUGGGCAGUUGACGCGCUCAAGUACCUGCAGCGAGGUAGCUUGAUUACGAGUCCAGUGUCUCUACUUCUUAAAAGAGCAGUCGUCCCGGGAAAGGCCAGUGAACGACCGCAAAGGCCAAUACGUGUGCUCGACCUGUGCGGACAUGGAUCUUGUGAAUGGGGAUGGCGACUGGCUCUUGAGUAUCCGAAUAUUGACGUCUACACCGUCUCCACCAAGCCUCAAGCGGCCAACAAUGCGAUCAGAGGGCCACCUAAUCACCGACAUAUUUGCAUCUUGCAUCCAUGGAAGCUACCGUUUGGCGAUAACAAAUUCGACCUAAUAUCAACGCGCUCACUCCACUCCGCACUAAAGACCACCCAUCCUGCCGGCGAGGUUGCAGACGAAUACGACUUGUGUCUCAGAGAGUGUCGUCGCUGUCUGAAACGGGGGGGAUAUCUCGAAUUCCUCAUCAUGGACGCUAGAAUUUGCCGUUCUGGAUCCUCGGCAUCAGCUGUGUCGAUCAAGUUCGCAUCGGAACUAGAGAAAUGCGGCUACGAUGCAGCGCCGACGAGGAACUUUCUCUUUCGCUUGUACAAGGCACGCUUCAUCGGGAUUAAGCGUGCCUGGAUAUUUCUCCCUAUGGGGACAGAGCGUUCUGCACCCGAACCUUGCAGAGAUGGCCCACUGCACGUCUCUUCCGGCGAUAUGAGCCAGUCCGAAACAGUUCAGCCCCCAGUUGGAAGCACGGCCGACGUCGCAAGUGUGACAGGUCUCCUAGGAGGAUGGAUGUGGGAACAGUGGCUUUUGAAGCUGCAAAUGGAGAUGGGCCGGGAGCGCGCGAAGUUGCUCGAGGGCAUGGGAAGUUUCUUUUAUGAGGGCCGUAGAAACGGCGCUGGAUGGACCUGUUUGAGUGGAUGGGCGAUGAAGCCUCAACGAAAGAGACGAUGAUUGUAUACGGACACAUGAAGCAUGGGUUACGGUGUAAAUGGUUGAUGAAAUCCAUCUUGAUGAAGGCAUGCAUGGAAUAAUUAGUACUACUCUUUGGAAUGCAUGCAUUGAUAUAUUAGGGAAAUUCAUACCACACGAUUUCUUUCGCGUGCCUUUACAUGGAAUAUAAUUUGCUCA